This is a messenger RNA of Closterium sp. Yama58-4, 1461 nucleotides long. The record is from the annotation of a GenBank genome assembly. NCBI's taxonomy places the organism in Eukaryota, Viridiplantae, Streptophyta, Zygnematophyceae, Desmidiales, Closteriaceae.
AUGCGCGUCAGCGCCUGCACUGAGUCCCAAGCGCAUUCUUCCCGCAUCGCCUACUUGCUGGGGUUCCUCGUAUUCUUCGCAGUGUGUACCCUAGCCUACAUUGCUGGUGUCAUUCCACACUCUAAACCCGCACCGCCAAAACUUCGGAGACACUACAAUCUUCCUGGAGGAUUUGGGAGAGUGGUUUCUUUGAACGAGGCGAUUUUCACCAGCGACGGGAUCUCGUCGGAAUUGGCGUGGGAUCUGCGCGAUGGCGAGGUGCUCCCUGGAGUGUCGCACGCGCGAUUGGCGAAAUGGCGAGCCUUUGCCGCGCGAUCACGGCUGAGCGCCGCAGCUGACGCUGAUUCUACGGGUACACCGGUUGACGCCGCUCGAGGCGACGACGAAGCUUCCUAUGCUGACCGCAAGGGAAAGCGUGAAGGUGGUGGCGAGCUGUGCGGGUGGCCGGUUCCCGCUGCUCCCGCGCGCGAAACGGAGGAGGGGUUUCAGGGCGAUUCGGUGUGGUACAGCACGAACGGCAGCGAGUGGAUGCAGCACGCGUAUCUGGAGAUGCUUCUAGCGGGGAUGGUGGAGCGCAGAAUGGGACAGGCGGGGGUGGGGGGAGACGAACCGGAGCCUGUAUGCGUGGCGGUGUAUCUGCCACCCCAUUGGUUCCCCUGCUCCGACUCGCCAGCUGGCUGCCAGCUGGCAGUGUGGGUCCGCCCCGCGUCGUCCGACGUGGCGCUGCUCUACCACCUGCUCGACACGCGCGCGUUCCGCUUCCUGCGCGCGCAGCUGCUCCCCCACUUCCGCCCGGCCGCCAUCCUUGAUGCGGGUGCCAACAUCGGCCUCGCCUCCCUCAUCUUCUCCCUGCGCUUCCCCGAUGCUCUCAUAGUGGCAGUGGAGCCGGCACGGGACAACUUUGAUCUGCUGCAGCGCAACGUGCAGCACCUCCCCCAGAUACUGCCGGUCAAUGCCGCUCUCUGGUCACAAGACACCCGCAUAGCCGUCACUGCGGGCCGAAGGGAGGGCUUCUGGGCCUACGAGACACACGAUCGCUCACCUGCCUCCCCCUCCCCCUGCAUGCCGGCUGUCUCGGUGCCGUCGCUGCUGCAGCGCGUGCAUCUUCCACACUUUGACUACAUGAAGAUUGACAUCGAGGGCGCUGAGAAAGAGGUGUUCUGCUCUCACGCAGGAGCAGCAGGGGCUACAGAUUCAGCAGCGGGGGGGUGGCAGCACGAUGCAACUUCUGAGGCGCCUCAAAAGGUAGCAGCAGGAGCGGCGGCAGCGGGGUGGCAGCUCGAUGCGGCGGUGUUGUCAGUAGAAGUGCACGAGGAUUUGGCACCGGGGAUAGGCGCGUGCAUGGAGGGGGUGUAUCCGCGCACACGCUAUGACGUGCGCACGUAUGGGGAGAACACUGUGUAUUUCAGCCCACACGUGUGGGUGCAUGCACUGAAACCGCUGGAUUUGAGUGUGCGGUGA